AUGGGCCUCGACUGGAAGGUGUUCCAGAACACGAUCAACGGCAAGCAGGAGACGACGCAGCAGAAGCGCCAUGGAGUAAACCCAGCGACGGGCGAAAACGGUCCCGAGGUCCCCGUCUCCACGAAGGAGGAGGUCGACCGUGCGAUGAAGGCAGCAGCGGACGCGUUUGAGAGCUGGAGCGAGGUCCCAUGGGAAGAGCGCAAGAAGGCCGUUUUGGCGUAUGCGGACGGUUUGGAGGCUGAGAAGGAGAACUUUGCGCAGGAGUUGACGAAGGAGCAGGGAAAGCCCCUAGCCUUCGCACGAGCCGAAGUCGACGCAGCGCUCCACUGGAUCCGCACUGUCGCUACCCUCGAGCUCCCCGAGGAGACAGUGACAGAGGGUGACAAGGAAAUUGUCGUCCGCUUCACACCACUCGGUGUCACGGUCGGCAUUGUGCCAUGGAAUUUCCCCAUCCAGCUCGCUGUCGGAAAGAUCGCUCCCUCCGUCUUGACCGGAAACCCAAUCAUCGUCAAGCCAUCACCAUUCACGCCUGCGUGCGGCCUCAAGCUUGCAGAACUCGCUCAGCAGUAUUUCCCUCCCGGUGUCGUCCAGGGAUUGUCUGGUGGUGAUGACUUGGGCCCUAUGCUUACGUCCCAUCCUACCCCUGCUAAGAUCAGCUUCACUGGAUCGACGUUCACGGGUAAGAAGGUCAUGGAGAGUGCGAGUAAGACUUUGAAGCGCGUGACAUUGGAGCUUGGAGGAAAUGACCCCGCAGUCAUUCUCGACGACGUGAACAUUGAUGAGAUUGCACAGAAGGUUGCAGGCCUUGCAUUCUUGAACUCUGGACAGAUCUGCAUCGCCCUCAAGCGCAUCUUCGUCCAGGAAUCGAUAGCAGACAAGUUCCUUGAGGCCAUGGUCAAGGCAACCAAGAACUUCAAGGUUGGACCGGGAACGGAGCCAGACGUCUACCUGGGCCCCAUCCAGAACAAGAUGCAGUACGAGCGCGUCAAGGGCUUCUUCACCGACAUCGAAAAGGAGAACUGGAAGGUCGCUGUCGGAGGCAAGAACCCCGACGGCCCAGGCUACUUCAUCACUCCCACCAUCAUCGACCGACCAGACGAGAACUCGCGCAUCGUCACCGAAGAACCAUUCGGUCCCAUCGUCCCCUUCCUAACCUUCAACACCGACGCCGAUGGCAUCAAGAAAGCCAACGACACGUCCAUGGGUCUCGGCGCCUCCGUCUGGUCCAGCGACCUCGAGCGCGCCGCCAAGGUCGCACGCAAGAUCCGCGCCGGAAACGUCUGGGUCAAUGCGCAUCUCGAGCUCGACCCAAGAUUUCCAUUCUCUGGCCACAAGGAGAGCGGCAUUGGAUCUGAAUGGGGCAUUACUGGGCUGAAGGCGUAUUGCAAUACGCAGACGCUGUACUUGAAGAGGAAGGAAUGA
This is a messenger RNA of Aaosphaeria arxii CBS 175.79, 1422 nucleotides long. Its product is annotated as aldehyde dehydrogenase-like protein. The transcript is spliced from 6 exons. Gene Ontology annotation, molecular function: aldehyde dehydrogenase (NAD+) activity. Bases 1 to 1422 code for a protein of 473 amino acids. Lineage: Eukaryota; Fungi; Ascomycota; Dothideomycetes; Pleosporales. The record is from RefSeq and is a predicted model, not a curated record.